UACAAUAACGUAAAGGAUAUAAGAUGCAUUGACCUGCUCGUGUCGACUCACAGUAUGGUUCAGAUGCCGCGCCCGAGAUCAUCGCCUGUGCUUUCCUCGCUCGUUCGACAUAAAAGCUGUCCUCUCUGUCCCUUCCCUUCUCUUUUCUUUCAUCAGCAAAAAUCAUAACUCUAAAGGCCUAGGAUUCGAAGAUCAUCUCAUCAUACCAUCCCAACUAUCUUCAGACAACACUACAACCACUACUACUACGCCUACCCAAGACAUCUUACCAUAUCAUCAUCGUCAUCAUCACCAUCAACAUGCCUUCCACCAAACCCGUCUACGCCGACAAGGCUACCUUCGAGAAGUCCGGCUUGGCUCCCUACCUCACAACCUCCACCAAAGCAGAUUGCUGCAGCAUCUGCCUGAAAGACCUCGCUUGCGAGGCAUCAGAGACUGCCCAUAAGCCUCUGACCAAAGCUGAACGAAAACUGCUCGACGAUGAAGUCGACACAUACCAAGACAUCUCCGACAUCCACCGCCACCACAAUCAAGAGGAACAAGUCGGAGCAAGGCUAAAUGCCUGCGGUCACGUUUUCGGCAAGACAUGCAUCGACACAUGGCUGAAGGACAGCAACUCCUGCCCAAUGUGCAGGAUCGAACUCUUCCCCAAAAGCGUACGCCAACGUUGCCAGCCAGACUUCUCUGGUGGCAGAAUAGUAGGAUGGUUUUAGGGUUGGGAUUUUGGGAUUGUGCGAGAACCUCCUCGCUACGCUUUGGGGUUUAUGUACACUGGUUGACGAGUCUGUGAGGACCUCCUGGGUGGAUUAUUGGGUUUGUGGUUUUCUCUUUUAACGGUAACGAGGGUCUCUACGCAUGGUUUUCACGUAACGUGGUAUAGGUGGUUUGGA
Alternaria alternata is the source of this 890-nucleotide messenger RNA. RefSeq lists its product as hypothetical. The record is from RefSeq and is a predicted model, not a curated record. The transcript has a single exon. The coding region runs from base 300 to 713 and encodes 137 amino acids. Lineage: Eukaryota; Fungi; Ascomycota; Dothideomycetes; Pleosporales; Pleosporaceae. Gene Ontology annotation, molecular function: zinc ion binding.